AUGGACAAAAGAGAGUUGGGUGAUAAGAUUGCAGCUUUGUUGUUUAGAGAGUACAAUAAAUUAAAGAAAUCGAACAAACCUAUUAAAAAAUCUAACGGAAUAAAAGAAUGGACAAUUAUAUCUGGAAUAGUAGCCGUUAGUAAUAAAGAUACAAACAUAAUUAAAGUCAUAUCAUUAGCUACCGGUGUGAAAGCUACACCAGAUUCUGAAUUGAAAAGAAGUCAGGGCUCUAUAGUUCAUGAUUGUCAUGCAGAAAUACUUGCAAUUAGAGGAUUUAACACAACAUUACUAAGGGAAAUAGAAAACAAAGAAAUUGAUGAUACAAAUAGCUGUGAUUUGAUUUAUAAAGUGGAAAAUUCUAAAUGCAAAAAAUAUUCUUGGAACGAUGAGUAUGAUUUAGGCCUUUACAUAUCAAAGCUACCUUGUGGUGACUCGAGCAUGGAAGAAGAAAACUCUCUUGAAAGUAAUUCAUUAAUACAGUUUCAAGAAAACGAUCUUACUCAAUAUGUAGAUCCAACUAUAAGAACAAUUUUAAGAGGUAGGAUUAAUUAUAAUAAAUCGGGUUGUGUGAGAACAAAACCUGGCAGAAUUGAUUCUGAAAUUACUUUUUCUAAAUCUUGUUCCGACAAAAUAUGCAUCAAACAAGUUCUAUCCCUACUGAACAGUUUAAAUACUGAAUUACUUGAAAGUCCAAUAUAUAUUAAGUACUUAGUAUGUCCAGAUAUUAAACCCCAAAACUUAAUUUUACUUAAGAAAAGUUUUAAUAGGAUAGAAAAUAUUAAAUUAGAAGUAUCAUCAUCAUAUAGGUACCAUCCAUUAUCUUUUAUUCCCAGCUCGAUACAAUUUCAAGAUGGAAAGACCAAUGACCUUCAGGAGCCUAGUUUCACUAGUGUCGUUAAAAUAUUUAAUAGUAAUGACAAAUUUGGACUAGAGCAGUCAAUAGUAAACGGGGUAAAAAUGGGUGCAUAUACUAAGAAAUCGAAGCCAUUAUCUAAAAAUGCAAUGACAAUAGUGAGUAGAACGUUUCAAUGGAAUAUAUUUAAAAAUAUUAUGCCUGAAUUUGAGCAAUAUUCCUAUUUAACAUUUAAACGAUUUCAAACUGACCGCAUUGAAACUAGGAAUAGGAUACGGAAAUGUCUCUCACAAGAUGGAUGGAUCUCUACUUUUAAUGAUGACAUUAUAUAA
Molecule: messenger RNA, 1185 nt
Organism: Henningerozyma blattae CBS 6284
Lineage: Eukaryota; Fungi; Ascomycota; Saccharomycetes; Saccharomycetales; Saccharomycetaceae
Gene: TAD1
Product: tRNA-specific adenosine deaminase
Exons: 1
Coding region: 1-1185 (394 amino acids)
Biological process (GO): tRNA wobble adenosine to inosine editing
Molecular function (GO): tRNA-specific adenosine-37 deaminase activity; RNA binding
Source: RefSeq, a predicted model, not a curated record